GUGACGGAGAGCAAAGUGACACGAGGCACGAGUGAAACAAGCCGAUUCAAAACAUUUUUCGAAAAAAACAUGAGGGUUGUCACUUGUUGUUGGAAACACUUUCGUCACCAUUCGUACCUCCUUGUUUCGUCAUUUUCCGAGCCACUGUACGGUGCCUCCUCCCUGCCCUCUGGGUGCCGCAAUCCGAUCCGAUUCACCGGGCACCGACUCGUACAGAUCCUUACGAAAGUUCCUCCUGGAAGGGAACCACACCGCCGAUCUUACCUUCGCGGCGUGCAGCGAACUCAUCCGCAUCACCGAAUCCAUGGGCCCGACGGAAACAACGGAAACGCCGAGGAAUCCCCGUUCCGGUUCCUCGCUUGGCCGGGGGCGGCGAAGGCGAACACGAAUGCGAACGCCAACACGAACACGACUCCACCAAUCGCCUCCACCAACACCAUCGGCCAGACCAACAGCCCGGACACCCUUGCUGGCGACACUUCUCGCCGUUGUCGUCCUGGUGAUUCGGAGCACCACCACCACCACGGCCUUUCCGACUCCCCUUCGGCCGCGGGCAUUUGGAACGCGAUCCCAUCCGCCAAACUCCGGUUGGGAACCAAACGGCCACUGGAGCCUUCCGCGGACAAAGCGGUUCCUCGCCGGCCCCGGCGCCGAAGACGUCCGGGAGAAAGAGAAACCACCACCACCGGCCACCGAAUCCACUCCCGCCCCGGAUUCCGAGCACCAACACCACGGGGAAAGGGACCCCGGGGGAUUCCCAUCGCCCGAUUCGAUCGGCGGGGACCUUCCCUUUUUUGCUUCGCCCGCUGCGGAACAACACACGAACACGGGCACCACCGACCGGUCCCUCUCGCGGAGGGACGCCUUUCGCUACGGUGCCGUGCUGGCGGGUGCCGCCUGGGCCACGGGGGUUGCCUACACGCAAACCGCGGAACUGGAGGCCCCGCCCCCGAAGCGGCCGUCCCUGAUCCCCGAACCGGUGCUGCCGAUUGCCGGCAACAGCAACAACAACAAUAACAACAGCAGUAACAACAACAAGGCCCCCGAAGCAAAACAGCCACGGCAGGAACCCACCAAAGCGACAACCGCGGCUCCCGCUUCGGCACCGGCUCCUUCCGGCGAUCCCCUUUCCGUCAAAUCUCCCUCGGGCCAAUCUACAGUUGCCACCGGUCGACUGGAAUCGGUCAAUCUGACCCAGGUCGCUUCGGAGACGAACAUCAACGUCACGAUGAACUGCGAAAAAAUGUGCCUCUCGGUCGACUCGAGCAACUUUACCUUUACAAAGGUCGAGAAACCCAAGGUACCGAGCUGGCUCCCUUCCUUUCUGGCACCAAAGUCGCAGGUCGUGAAGAAAUACUCCAAUGCCGAGCUGCUGGUGGCGGCGACCGCGGCGGGAUCCGUCUGCGAAAUGGGGCGGACCUCCCUCCUGUAUCCGCUCUCGACGAUCAAGACCAGGCUCCAGGCGGAUCGGCACGACACCGCUUCCGACCUCCGGCCCGGGCAGUCCUUCUGGGAACAGGUCCAGACCCUCGCGGCCAACGUAAAGGAAAAGGCGGAAAGCGGGAAUCUCUACGCGGGGAUCUCCCCCACGCUGCUGGUGUCGGUGCCCGCCACGGGCAUCUACUACGGAGCCCGGGACGUGACGAAGCGGAUGCUCUACUUUGCAAACACGCCCCUCGACGCGACCUCGAUCGCGCUCAUCGGCGCCCUGGUGGGGGACGUGGUGUCGCUGUGCUUCCGGACGCCCUCCAACGCGCUGGCGAUCCGGCUCCAGGCCCGGUCCGAGGCCGCCCCCGGAGACUGGCUCGGGGAGUCCCUGGAGCGCCUCCCGGUGAUCAUCCUCACCGACCUGCCCUACCUGCUGUCCAAGAUCGUCCUCAACAAGCUCUUCAUCCAGGGAAGCCUCUCGGUUCCCGACUACGCCGGCUACGCGGUACUCGCGGCGGUACUCGCGGCCCUCCUGACGACCCCCUUCGACGUGGCGCAGACCCGGAUCCUUCUCGAGCCGCGGCCGGUCCCCCAGGGAGAAAGAGCCCCCGGGGCCGCAAGCGCAACGGAGGAGUCCACCGGGGGCGCAGCCGGCCUCGAGGCGACUCUCGAUGCGAUCGCCCCCGGCCGGCCCGAUCGCGGCCUGGUGCAAACCAUGGUCCGCAUCGCGAACGAGGGGGACGGCGGGGUCCGGAACCUCUUUUCCGGAUGGCUGGAGCGGGUGGUCUACCUGGGGAUCGGCCGGGCCUGGCUGGAACCCAUCCAGCUCGUCGAGUACAUUGGCAUACGGGACGCGGUCCUCCUGGAAUGGUUCUAGGAGCGUCCAAGAGCGGAGCGCGGAAGGACGGGACGGGAUGGAAUACAAUAGAAUCCAAACACAAUGGAGUCGAACAUAGAUGGAAUGGGAAGCCCUAGAAAACAGUGUUGUGAAAAUAGUGCACGUGUCCUUUUGUCAGAUCAUCGUGGAUAGAUAGAAAACAAUGUGCGGCAACCAUGUUUUCUUGAGCAAGGUCUACAACAAUCUACC
This is a messenger RNA of Pseudo-nitzschia multistriata, 2515 nucleotides long. Lineage: Eukaryota; Bacillariophyta; Bacillariophyceae; Bacillariales; Bacillariaceae. The record is from the annotation of a GenBank genome assembly.